AUGGUCGGCGGCUUCGGCGUUCUUUCCGCCUCAGUCGCGAAGUCGACCGUGACCGAGUUCUUGGGCACCAUGGCAGCCUCUGCGGACGUGUUGGCCAUGGCCAAGGUCGAGCUCGACAUCAACUCCAUCCCCGAGGGCAAGAAUGUCAUCAUCAAAUGGCGCGGCAAGCCCGUCUUCAUCCGCCACCGGACGCAGGAUGAGAUUGAGGAGGCGCGCUCCGUUGACUGGAAGAGCCUUCGGGACCCGCAGCCGGAUGAAGCCCGGGUUAAGAAGCCGGAAUGGCUGGUGAUGCUGGGUGUGUGCACCCAUCUGGGUUGUGUACCUAUCGGCGAGGCUGGCGAUUACGGAGGAUGGUUCUGCCCUUGCCACGGUUCUCACUACGACAUCUCUGGCCGUGCUCGUAAGGGGCCUGCUCCUCUCAACCUCGAAGUCCCCGAGUACUCGUUCAACGAUGCGGAGGGCAAACUCGUCAUCGGAUAG
Messenger RNA from Punctularia strigosozonata HHB-11173 SS5, 480 nucleotides. Its product is annotated as ubiquinol-cytochrome c r. NCBI's taxonomy places the organism in Eukaryota, Fungi, Basidiomycota, Agaricomycetes, Corticiales, Punctulariaceae. Gene Ontology annotation, biological process: mitochondrial electron transport, ubiquinol to cytochrome c. Gene Ontology annotation, cellular component: membrane. Gene Ontology annotation, molecular function: 2 iron, 2 sulfur cluster binding; quinol-cytochrome-c reductase activity. The transcript is spliced from 2 exons. The coding region runs from base 1 to 480 and encodes 159 amino acids. The record is from RefSeq and is a predicted model, not a curated record.